AUAUAAUGUUCUUUUUACGGAACAUUAGAAUAAUUUGAUUUAUAAUUGGAAAUGCUGAUUGUUAAAGGUGAAUUUUCAAAGGUGAAUUGUUCACGAGUCUCCAUUGCAGAUAGUUCAAUGAUGAUGAAUUUCGCAUUUGGUGAUGCGUCAACGAUAACCAAUCAGAAUAAUCUUAAUUGCAUCUUUGAAAGAAAUAAAGAUCCACUUGUUUUCAGUGGCUUCUUAUUAACAUUGAUCGGUUUAGUUCUUGGAUUAAUAAUAAUGUUUAAUAACAAACUACAUUCUACAUCUACGAAGAACAGUAUCUUCAUUGUGAUAACCAUGAUAAUUAUGAUUGUUGGUUUUGCGUUACUAAUUUCAUGUACAAACUGGUAUGAAGUAAUUAUUUCUGCAUUUGUGGCUAAUGUGUUCACUAUCUUGGCCAUUUUAUUGAGUCUAAAUCUACAUGGGCCAGAAAGGCAAUGGAAGACAGUUUUGUUUGCGAUUUGUGGUGUAAUUAUUGUAACUGGAUUCAUACUCCUGGUUUUGGGGUUGAUAUUGAAAGUGAAGGGUUUACUCGUUGCAACAUAUGUUUGUUGGUGUUUUGUAACGUUUAUUGUGAUGAUAUACACAAUAUAUUAUCUGAACAGACACCGCGAUGAAGAACAUUUGUCUACACUCUACAGUUUAUUCUUUGUGAUUUAUGAAUAUUUCUUACUUGUCAUCAAUGUACAAUUAUCCUUGAAUGCAAUCAUCGAUUGCCAAUCAAAAAAUGAGAGAACUUAAUGAGAAAAUGAUUAAACACGAAUACUCUAUGCUUUUCCAUUGAAUGUUUUAAUAAGUUUAAAGAUAUUCUCAUAUAUACACGAGGCAUGUUUUGAAAAUUAUUAUCAACUGCUUUGUCAUUUAUAAUAGAUUUUCUGUUCAAUAAAUCUUCG
Schistosoma margrebowiei is the source of this 917-nucleotide messenger RNA. Lineage: Eukaryota; Metazoa; Platyhelminthes; Trematoda; Strigeidida; Schistosomatidae. The record is from the annotation of a GenBank genome assembly.